AGAUUUUUCUUCGCCUUUUGUGCUCAUUUCUUUUUUUCUUUCUCUUCCUCUCUUUACGAUUGUUGUAUUGCAGAGAUCCUUAGACGAGAUCAGUGGAGUCACACACGAGCUUUUGCAUCUCUUGACUUUUCCGUGAUACUGGUUUUCUUUUCUUUUAUAGUGUUUCCCCUUUUUUCUUCCACGUAUUAACUAACACAAGUCUAGCUUCCUUUUCUCUCUGAUAAGGUAAGUGCUCCUAAUUGCUGUUUUUUGCUUGGUCUUCCGCAGCCCCGUUGCAGCACUCGCACACACGCUCAUUUACGUUCACGACAAGGUUUACAGUGGGGCAAGACGAAAGGAAAAGUAGCAUUGUUCCCAUUGACUUUAUUCCAAUUCACCUGCCUUUCCCCUCAUUGACACGCUAGGGCAGAGGAAAGAUGAGCACGUUAACGCAGCCGUCGGAACGCGCGUUGUUCGCACUGCCGCACUCAGCCACUCUCGACAAGAACGACGACACCCCCUUGACGGGUACGGAAAACCUCUCCAGUGUUUACACGGGAACCGAUGAGGGGAGUAGGGCGCCGACGACUGACGUAAGCGAUGAAAAGCACAGCUCCAGCAGCAGCUCUGACGAGAAGAAGGACGAGGACAAGUGGAUUUGGGUGUUAGAUCCAAUGACACGCAAGCUGCGCGUUCCAUUGAACAUGCUGGUCCCGACCCACGCCACCUCGACCCCUGGCACCGUGCCUUCCCUCUGCAUUGCGUUCCUGGAGGGCCGCUGCCGCCAUGCGUGGUGCCGGCAGGCGCACGUGGUGCCUUCCGCCAUCCCGCAACUUCGCUACGAGGCGCUGAGCGCCCCCACUUGCUGCCAUUUCCACCAUGACCCUCAAGACAUCACGAUGCUGACCGACAACUUCAAGUUUGUGCGCAUCACCGGCAACGGUGGGAAUAAUGAGCUUAUCCCUGCAGAGCGCAUCGCGUGCACGGUUGGGCUGCGACGCUAUCUGGUGCACAACAUCCCAAAGAAGCUGGCCGAGCACGCAGACCCUUCCGCCACUGCGUCGGAGCACAAGGCCGAGGAGGCCGACAAGGAAGGCAUUCUAGAACUCCCCGCAAAGUUCAUCUGCCGUCUGCACCUGGCACACCGCUGCCGUUACCUGGAUGAUUGCAACAACAUUCACAUCUGCCGCGAAUUCGAAGUUCGCCUGCAGCCUCCGGCGCAAAUGCUCAGCUCCCUCAACUCCGUCACGACGUCAACACGCACGGUCAACAUCGGCGACACCUGCUAUACCGUCACCCCGCUAGCCGUGGGCGAUGUCAGCGACAGCGACUUCAACGCUAUUGCCGAGGCGCAGAGGAUCAAUCACCGCAACGCCGGCACCCCGGCAUCUACGCCGUUCUGGAGCGUUGCUCCCCCAUUGGACUCCGCCGUGGGCGGCAGCGAGGGCAGCAGCCCGAUGGCCUACUCCGGUGCCGGCGGCGCGGGCACGUUUCCAGCAGUGCCCGACUACCGCGCGGCGCAGAGCACACCCAACGGCAGCCUCACGACGUUCACUGGGCAGUCGCCGGCCUUCACACAUGCUGAGUCGCCUUCGCAGCAGUCGCACGGCUUCAGCGGCCACCUGCGCAUCUACGACGUCCGCCCUAAACCACAAACCGAGACGGCGGCAUCCAGCUGCGCCAGCAGCCCCGCCAUGAACCCCAAUACAGUGGAGAAGGCCGGUGCCGGUAAGCCACCGCCGCCGAAGUACGCCGACUGCUCGUCCCCUUCGGCAUCUGUGAACCGAUCAGUCGGUUUGAGCGCAGGAGGCUGCUUGAGCAACAGCACCGAGGGCGGCGUGAGCGUGGGCACGAGCGGUGCGAACACGCCGUUGGCAGAUGGCGGGUACGUUCCCUUUGCGACUCGAACGGCUGUGCCGGUGAGAAAAUAA
Molecule: messenger RNA, 1910 nt
Organism: Leptomonas pyrrhocoris
Lineage: Eukaryota; Euglenozoa; Kinetoplastea; Trypanosomatida; Trypanosomatidae
Exons: 1
Coding region: 417-1910 (497 amino acids)
Source: RefSeq, a predicted model, not a curated record